AUGAUUGCUCUUCUAUUCGCCGCCUGCCUUCUCUCCGUGGUAACAGUUGAGGGUGAGUUGUGCAUUUAAUUUUUUGUAUCGAACCCCCCAACAUCACCUCGCGCAGCCUUAAAUUCACAAAUUCGGUCACCAGUUUACGGUUAUUUAACCUCAUAGAUGAUCUGCAUGACGUUAUGCCAGACAUGUUUAUGCGUACCCGAAUGAGACGCCGCAACGCCCCUUAGAAACUAUUAAAGUGGUGGAGCAGCGUUCAGCCCUAACCCGCCUCAGGCACGCAACGCCUUAAUCUCCCCCUCGUCAAAAAAUCUAUCAGGUGCACUGGUCUAAGCAUUCAGAAAACUCGCAAAGCGGCUGACUUUAGUCGAUUUUGGAGACAAAAUGUAUUCGUGAGUGCUACUGACUGGACCAUCGUCAUUCUGUUGGCCAGCGGUGACGAGCAUUCUACUGUGAACGCAACUCAGCAUUUGCAUUGCGUCUCACUGCCAGUGCACACUGGUGGCACAUAAGGCGCCGGCAUAACUGAAGGGACAGCCAUCAUUUAACCCUGUUUGUUUUGAGGCAAAACCUGAAAGGCCUUCACUUCCUCCUCUCUCUCUCUCUCAUCACAUCACAUCCAACAUCUUCAAGCGUCUCCAGCUGAGACGCCCCAACAGCGCACUUGUACUCACCGGCCAGCCUGUUAUUUCGCCCUAACUUCCACUUAGAAACUAGUGCACAAAUGCUGAAUGGAGAUCCGAGUUUAAUCCUAACCCACCACAUGCAUUCUUUCUCCUCUUCAGGAUGGGUGCACCCCUGCUACAUGCCUAUCCUGACUGGCAGGUGCAGAGCGCGGAUGCCAAUGUAUGCCUUCAAUCCUCAGUUGGGCGCCUGUGUGGAAUUCGUGUAUGGCGGCUGCGGUGGCAAUUAUAAUCGCUUCGAGACCAAGGAGGAGUGUGAGGCGAUCUGUGGUGGAUUCCGUCAUCAAAUGUAG
Molecule: messenger RNA, 970 nt
Organism: Spirometra erinaceieuropaei
Lineage: Eukaryota; Metazoa; Platyhelminthes; Cestoda; Diphyllobothriidea; Diphyllobothriidae
Source: the annotation of a GenBank genome assembly